AUGCCUUUUAGAGCAUUACCGAGUUACUUUCGCGGCUAUCAUGAAUCUGAAUCAACUGGGGUUGAUUCAUCGCUAGUAAAUCAUUUGGAACUAGUUAAACACAUAAACUGGAAGGAGCUGUACGAAUCUAUCCCAGUAGAUAAUGAACAGUAUAAUUAUAAAUUAGUAAUUUUUGCAAGGCAUGGUCAAGGUUACCACAAUGCAGCUAUAGAAAGAUAUGGAAUGCCGGAAUGGGAUUCAAAAUGGGCUCUAUUGGAUGGUGAUGAAUAUGGAAAUUGGUUAGAUUCUAGGUUAACUAAUGUAGGUAGAGAACAAGUCAGAACUACGGGUUCUACUAUAUUAUCACCGAUUGUUAAUGACUUAGGCAUGCUACCUCAUAAAUUCUUCAGUUCUCCAAUGAGAAGAUGUUUAGAGACUUUUGUGGAAUCAUGGAAUGUAUGUCUAAGGGAAAAUAGUGAUAUUCACUGCUUAACUGAUGUUAAUGAUAUUGAGGUAAAUAUCUAUGAAAACAUAAGAGAAAUAUUAGGCAGACACCCUUGUGAUAAACGAGUAAAUCAUUCUAAAGCAAUUAAAGAAUAUCAACCAUCUAAAUUACCAAUAGGCAUUACUGUGAAUUGGGUAUAUGAACCAGAGUAUCCCGAAGAAGAUAAAUUAUGGACACCAACAAGAGAAAAGAUUUCUGAUAUGGACAAACGUAUUCUUAAUGGUUUAGUGCAAAUCUUUCAGCAAACAACAUCUGCAGACAGAUUCAUCUCUGUGACAUGUCAUUCUGGUGUUAUCAACAGUAUCUUAAGAAACAUCAAACAUCCAAGAGUGGAUAAUUUACAAACAGGUAAUGUUGUAAUAGCAGUGGUUGAAAUAGAUAAGCAAAAACUUGGCCAACAUCCUUUACAAUAA
This is a messenger RNA of Tetrapisispora phaffii CBS 4417, 897 nucleotides long. It is a transcript of the gene PMU1, whose product is annotated as putative phosphomutase. The transcript has a single exon. The record is from RefSeq and is a predicted model, not a curated record. The coding region runs from base 1 to 897 and encodes 298 amino acids. Gene Ontology annotation, molecular function: phosphatase activity. Gene Ontology annotation, cellular component: cytoplasm. Lineage: Eukaryota; Fungi; Ascomycota; Saccharomycetes; Saccharomycetales; Saccharomycetaceae.